This is a messenger RNA of Drosophila guanche, 1075 nucleotides long. Its product is annotated as GPN-loop GTPase 2. The record is from RefSeq and is a predicted model, not a curated record. The transcript has a single exon. Gene Ontology annotation, cellular component: cytoplasm. Gene Ontology annotation, molecular function: GTPase activity. The coding region runs from base 26 to 949 and encodes 307 amino acids. Lineage: Eukaryota; Metazoa; Arthropoda; Insecta; Diptera; Drosophilidae.
GUAUUUACAUGUUUUGACAACAAAAAUGUUGCAACGUUUCCAAACGCAGGCGAAAGUGGAGAAUCCUCGCUAUGGGCAGCUGAUAAUAGGCCCGCCGGGCUCUGGCAAGACAACCUACUGCAACGAGGCCUACAAGUUCUACCGAGAGCUGGGCAGGCAGGUGGGCGUCGUCAAUUUGGAUCCCGCAAAUGACAACAUGUCCUACGAGCCGGUCAUCAAUGUUAUGGAGCUGAUAACCGUAGAGGAUUGCAUGGAGCACCUGCAGCUGGGGCCCAACGGAGCCCUGAUGCACUGCGCCGAGUACCUGGAGCAGCACAUGGAGGAUUGGCUGCUGCCAGCUCUGCGCAAGUUGAGCGCCACCCACAACUACUUCCUGUUCGACUGCCCCGGACAAAUCGAGCUGUACACGCACCACAAUGCCAUGGCGCUGGUGUUCGAGCGCCUGGAGCGGGAGCGGUACAGUCUGGUCACAGUGAAUCUCAUCGACUCGCACUACUGUUCGGAGCCGGCCAAGUUCAUUGCCACGCUUCUGAUGGCGCUCAACACCAUGAUGAGGAUGAGCCUGCCGCAUGUGAAUGUCCUUUCCAAGGCAGAUCUGCUACGGAAGCACGAGUCGAAGCUGCACUUCAACGUGGACUACUACACGGACGUGCUGGAUCUGAAGUAUCUGCUGGAGAAAUUGGACGACGACCCCACCAUGCGGAAGUACCAGAAGCUCAACGAGGCCAUCUGCUCCAUGGUGGAGGACUAUGCCCUGGUAUCCUUCCAGCUGCUGGACUCCUUCAGCACGGACAGCAUGCUGCGACUACGCAAUCACAUCGACAAGGCCAACGGCUAUGUUUACAAGGCAGGAGAGGAGCAGACAGUCAACUCCCUGCUGGCCUGCGCCGUGGGAGCCGAGACUGAGGCUGUGCGCCAGCAGCACGAUGUUCAACCAUACGUGGAGUAGCAUUUGCACCUCGGCAAAUUUACCUACAAAUUGUUGCCACUUAAUCUAUACAGCAAUAGAAUACAUAAUCCACCAUAAUCCAAUGGGCUGUGAUAAUCCUUGUCUGAAAUCAACUGACAGCACUAA